Dipodomys ordii (Ord's kangaroo rat) is the source of this 3295-nucleotide messenger RNA. RefSeq names its product xeroderma pigmentosum, complementation group C (gene Xpc). The transcript has 16 exons. Gene Ontology annotation, molecular function: single-stranded DNA binding; damaged DNA binding. The record is from RefSeq and is a predicted model, not a curated record. NCBI's taxonomy places the organism in Eukaryota, Metazoa, Chordata, Mammalia, Rodentia, Heteromyidae. Gene Ontology annotation, biological process: mismatch repair; nucleotide-excision repair. Gene Ontology annotation, cellular component: nucleotide-excision repair factor 2 complex; nucleus; XPC complex. Bases 1 to 2697 code for a protein of 898 amino acids.
AUGGUUUGGGAUGAUGUCUUUGAAGUUGAGAAGUCAAAACCUCCAAAGAGGAGCUGUCUCUCAAAAGCUUCACAAGCAAAGAGGAAGAGAGGCAGCAGUGAUGCAGGGGGUCCAGCAAAAAAGAAAGAGGCCAAGGCAACUGCUAAGGCUGAAAACCUCAAGGGAGUGAAGGAAGAAGACGUCGGCGAUGGAGAAGACCUCAGGGACUUUGCCAGUGACCUGAAAAAGAUGAAGCAGCCUAAGAGGGAGUCACCUGUGAAUACAGGCAGCGAGGAAGAAGAUGACCAGGAAAGCGAAGAGGAUUGGGAGGAGGUCGAAGAACUUGGUGAGCCUGUGCUAGGGGACAUGGGAGAAAAUUCAUCCUUCUGUCAAUCUCUUCUGCCUGUGAAGCCAGUGGAGAUAGAAAUCGAAACACCAGAGCAAGUGAAAACAAGAGAAAGAAGUGAGAAGAUAAAAAUGGAGUUUGAGACAUACCUCCGGAGAAUGAUGAAGCGUUUCAGCAAGGAAGUCCACGAGAACACACACAAGGUUCACUUGUUGUGCCUGCUGGCGAAUGGAUUCUAUCGAAACAGCAUCUGUCAGCAGGUCGAUCUGCUGGCUAUUGGCCUCUCCAUCAUCCCAGUUCGCUUUACCCGGGUGCCCCCUGAAGACGUGGACUUGAGCUAUCUUUCAAACCUCAUGAAAUGGUUCAUUGGGACGUUUACAGUGAACGCAGACCUUUCAGUCAGUGAGGGAGACAGCCUGCAGACGACACUGGAAAGGAGGUUUGCAGUCUACUCUGCUCGUGAUGAGGAGGAGUUGGUUCAUAUAUUUCUACUGAUUCUUCGGGCUCUACAGCUGCUCACUCGACUGGUGGUGUCUCUGCAGCCAGUCCCUCUCAAGUUAUCAAUGGCAAAGGCAAAGAAACCCUCUAGCCAGAGAUCCACAGAAGGUUCUAGAGGCACCUCAGAACCCUCUACCCAUACUCCAGAGAGCCAUACUAAGGCAAAGAUCAGCAAAAGAGCCAAACAUGAGGGAACUGGCAAGGCAGGUGCCAGAGGGAAGAGGAGCAAGGCAGCUGCGGGCAGCAAGGACCGGAGAGAGUCCUCCAGUGAGGAAGAGCAGCGUGAGGCCAAAAGAUGCCCACAUGGCCGGGCGCGGCGGGUGGCCUCCAAGGUCUCUUACAAAGAGGACAGUGCAAGCGAUGAGGCUGGCAGCAGCUCUGACUUUGAACUUUCCAGCGGAGAAGACCAGCAGUCCUCCGACGAGGAUCCCAGGCCGGGCUCCAAAAGGCAAAAGAGGGCCCCAGCGCCUCGGAGGACAAAGAAGGGGUCCGAGAGUGAGUCCAGGACCCCGCGGAGAAGCCACCACAAGAAUCUAGGCUUUUCAGCAGCAUCUUCAAGUUCUUCAAGCAGUAAGAGAGGCAAGAAAACUUCCAACGAUGGUGAGGAGGCGGAAGCGGGGAGAGCCGCGGGCGUAGACCAGUGGCUGGAGGUGUUCUGUGAGCAAGAAGGAAAAUGGGUGUGCGUAGAUUGUGUGCAUGGGGUUGUGGGCCAGCCUCUGGUCUGUCACAGAUAUGCCACCAAACCGAUGGCCUAUGUCGUGGGCUUCGACAGCGAUGGCUGCGUCCGUGAUGUCACACAAAGGUAUGACCCAGCCUGGAUGACAGCAACCCGCAAGUGCCGCGUUGAUGCAGAGUGGUGGGCAGAAACCUUGAGACCCUACCAGAGCCCAUUUGUGGAACGGGAGAGGAAAGAGGACCUGGAGUUUCAGGCCAAGCACCUGGACCAGCCUUUGCCCACUGCCAUUGGCACCUAUAAGAACCAUCCUCUCUAUGCCCUGAAGCGACACCUACUGAAAUACGAGGCCAUCUAUCCGGAGACAGCCGCAGUCCUGGGGUAUUGUCGUGGAGAAGCUGUCUACUCUAGGGACUGUGUGCAUACUCUACACUCCAAGGACACGUGGCUGAAACAAGCAAGGGUGGUGCGGCUCGGAGAGGUGCCCUACAAGAUGGUGAAAGGCUAUUCCAACCGGGCGCGGAAGGCCCGGCUCGCUGAGCCCCACCUACAGGACCACAAUGACCUGGGUCUGUUUGGCCACUGGCAGACUGAGGAGUACCAGCCCCCCGUGGCCGUGGAUGGGAAGGUGCCUCGGAAUGAAUUUGGGAAUGUGUACCUCUUCCUGCCCUGCAUGAUGCCCAUCGGCUGUGUUCAGCUGAGGCUGCCCAAUCUGCACCGUGUGGCCCGCAAACUGGACAUCGACUGCGUCCAGGCCAUCACUGGCUUCGAUUUCCAUGGAGGCUACUCCCACCCCAUAACUGAUGGCUACAUCGUCUGUGAGGAGUUCAGAGACGUGCUCCUGGCCGCCUGGGAGAACGAGCAGGCCCUCGCGGAGAAGAAGGAGAAGGAGAAGAGAGAGAAGCGAGCUCUGGGAAACUGGAAGCUGCUGGUCAGAGGACUGCUCAUCAGAGAGAGGCUGAAACUUCGCUAUGGAGCCAAGAGCGAGGUAGUCGCUCCCCACAUGGAUGGGGAAGGCGGGCUCUCUUCUGAUGAAGAGGAGGGGACCAGCUCACAGGCAGAAACGGCCAGAAUCCUGGCUGCCUCCUGGCCUCAAAACCGAGAGGCGGAAGAAGAGGAGCAAAAGCCCAAGUGCCACAGGACAUCCAGAAGGGGGAGGAAAGCGGUUGCUGCCCACCUGUUCCCCUUUGAGAAGCUGUGACCUGAGCCCCGACUCCAGACGCUCCUUCACCAUGAGCCCUGCCAGGCCCGUGCUGUGGGAGCGAGCAGCUGGGGGCCGUGGUGAGCAAGGGCCUGCUGCAGGCUGGUCUGCCUAGCACGGGCUUUCGAAGGUUUUUACCAAAGCCUCCUCUGAGCUACAGAAUACAGCCAUAGGAGACUCCCUGACCCUGAGGGCUUGUCCUUUGGAAAUGUUUUUUUUCUCUCUCAAAACAAAAAUCACUGGGAACUGUGGAUGGAGCUGCAUUUAGGAUGUCCUGAUCCUCCAUCCUUUAGUUCUGAACCACAUUUCUUUGUGCUGCCCAGCGCUGCCUCUUCCUAGUUGGUAGCAGCACAGCUCAGAUCAUGGGAUCUAAUUUUCAGUCAGUUUUAUGAUGGCAGAAGACUAGAGUAAAGAGCUAAACUUAGGAAAGGAAAAAAUAGUGAAUUAAGGAAAUGGAAGUAAAAGUGGAUCAGUGCUAAGCUGCAUAUUUUAUUCACGACUGGAUAAAUUUACAAAGCUCUGAAUCACGCAUUGUAGAUAAUUAGGAGAAAAAAUUUUAUAACAUUUUGAGAAAAAAAAUAAAGCAUUUUUCUAACAA